Molecule: messenger RNA, 1267 nt
Organism: Colletotrichum destructivum
Lineage: Eukaryota; Fungi; Ascomycota; Sordariomycetes; Glomerellales; Glomerellaceae
Product: Putative ribosomal RNA methyltransferase, FtsJ domain-containing protein
Exons: 1
Coding region: 91-960 (289 amino acids)
Biological process (GO): methylation
Molecular function (GO): methyltransferase activity
Source: RefSeq, a predicted model, not a curated record
UGGGAGAACCCGGCCGGCGACAAGUUCUUCAAGCAGCAGCGCCAUAAGGCCGACAACCCCGACGACCAGCUGACCCAGGCGUUCUACGACAUGAUGAAGAGGAUCGGCAAGGAGAUGCAGAAGUGCACCGGGGCGCUCAAGAUCAAAACGGCCGGCUGGGGCAAGCCGCAGAUCCUCGACAUGGGCAUGGCACCAGGCGGCUUCCUCGCCGUGGCCAUGGAGCUCAAUCCGGGCGCCCACGCAAUGGGCUUCAGCCUGCCCGAGCCCGCAGGCGGCCAUAAGGUGAUGCUGCCCAACGACCCCAACAUUGACCGCCGGGACCUGGAUGUCACGAUGCUUGCGGAGGACCUCGGCGUCACAGCGAUCCCCUCGAACCACCCGGACGCCGGCAGAUUUGUGCCGCGGCAGUUCACGGCCAACCAGCAGCAGUUCGACCUCGUCAUCUGUGGUGGCGCCGUGGUGCGCAAGCAGGAGCGCGCCAGCUACCGCGAGGCCUACGAGGCACACCGGCUGUCGGCGAGCCAGCUCGCGCUCGGCCUCGAGCGGCUCCGGCCGGGCGGGACGAUGGUGGUGCUGUUCCACAAGGUCGAGACGUGGGGCACGGCGAGGGAGCUGUACGCGUUUGACGGGUUCUCGCGCGUGCGGCUCUUCAAGCCGACGACGGGCCACAACAAGCGCUCGUCGUUCUACAUGGUCGCCACCGACGUGCAGAGCCGACACGCGCGGGCGCUGCGGGCGGUGGCGCGGUGGAAGGGCAUCUGGGAGGCCGCGACGUUCCGGGCGGAAGGGGAGCUGCUGAAGGCGAUGGGGUCAGGCGAGCCGGGCGUGGAGGAGCUGCUGAGGGAGUUUGGCGAGCAGAUGGUGAGGAGGGGGAGAAAGGUGUGGAAGAUCCAGGCGGAUGCGCUCGAGCGUGCGCCGUUCAUGAGAGACAAGCGAGACGGAUCGGACAAGGUAGCAUGAGGAGUCGGAAGCGGACAGCUUAUCGCAACCCUUGUGAGUUUGGGUAUUCGUCCCGUAUUCUGUCAAUAAUGAGAAGACGUGUGUGUGUGUGUGUGUGUGUGUGUGCGCGCGCGCGCGUGUAUGAUGAAAGAUACUCCGGGUCCGAACCGGGCUAACAUCCAGGCUUGGCUUCAGAGGCUACCACGCUGUACCUACAUCGUAGUGCUGAAGUGUGUGAGCGUGUUAGAGUUCGACGCCGUUGAGUCAGGAUGGAUCGGUCCGAGGUCGAUGCUACCCCAUAGAGUUCUCAGGAGAGACGUGGUUGGUC